AUGAAAGAUAAGCAUGCUUUAGAGCAGUGGGAGCAUUUUGUUCAAGAAGCCAAUAGGCCCAAUAUACUUAAAGAACCAUGGAGGGCAACCAGUACUAGCCGUCUUUGUAGCGACCACUUCCAAGUAACAGAUUACAUCACCCCUCCUUCAGUGAAUGGGUCAUGUCGACUAAAAAAGUAUGUCAUACCAUCAAAGUCCCAUGACACGGCAACCAUGUUGUUUACAAUACCCAACAAAACAAGAUGCAGGCUGGACCUGUCGAACAAGAGACCAAUCCCCACAACUGAUUUGGAAAACCUCUCGCCUCCAGAAAAAAUCGCCAAAACUGCAUCUACAGAAGAAAAAAGAGAUGAGUUACAAACAAAACUUAGACAAAAAAUUCGCAACUUACAACAGCAAUUACGAAGGUCAAAACAGAAAGUCAAAACUAUGAACGAAGCCAUCAAAGUGUUGGAAGAAAGAUCACUGAUAACUUCAAAAGAAGCAGAAAGUCUGCAAUCAACAUUUGAAAAUAAACAUCUUCAAUUUCUAUAUAAUUUCAAAAACUUAAAGGCAUCACCAUCAGGAAGGAGAUAUUCGGAUGAAAUAAAAGAGUUUGCUGUGACUUUAUACUUUUACUCACCGAAAGCAUACAAAUAUGUUAGAUCCAUUAUCCCAUUGCCAAACCAAUCUUUGAUACGAAAAUGGUCAACUUCGUUUAAAUGUGACCCAGGCUUCAUAGAAGAAGCAUUCACAUCCCUGUCUGAUUUAAUCUCUGGUUCACCAAUUAACAAGGACUGCUGUUUGGUAAUCGAUGCAAUGUCCAUUCGUAAGCAGACACUCUGGGAUGCUGAAAAAGAUCGGUACUCAGGAUUUGUUGAUCUUGGUGAUGAAAUUCAUAAUGAUAAGUCAGCAACACUGGCUUCUGAGGCAUUAGUUUUUCUGUUGGUCGGAACAAGAAGUCAUUGGAAAUGUCCCAUCGGAUACUUUUUAGGAGAUAAAAUCAGCGCCAAAGACCAGGCAAAAUUAGUAUCGAAAUCAUUGGAAAUGGCAGCAAAGGCUGGACUGAAGGUAUGGUCGGUGACAGCGGAUGGCACAGCAGUCAACCUUAGAACAUUUGAAAUUCUCGGUUGUAGUUUUAAUGGCAGUUACGAUGAGAUGACCACUUCAAUUAUUCAUCCAACUACUGGUGAAGAUGUUUUUAUCAUUCUUGACCCCUGCCACAUGCUUAAACUUGCUCGUAAUGCUUUGGCACACCUCGGGACCAUUGUUGAUGGUGAGGGAAAUGUGAUAAGGUGGCACCACAUUGAGGAACUUCAAAAGUUACAAGAAGUGGAAGGACUGAAUCUGGGUAACAAACUUUCCCCAAAUCACCUGAAAUUUCAAAAACACAAAAUGAAUGUUAGACUAGCAGCACAAACAUUAAGUUCUUCAGUGGCUAAUGCUGUAGAAUUCCUGGACAAAUCAAUGAAGUUGUCCAGUUUUCACGAUAGUCAUGGUACAGUUAUAUUUAUCCGCACAAUCGACCGGUUAUUUGACAUGCUGAAUUCUCGUAACCCAAUCGCUAAAGGUUUCAAGACACCCCUUCAUCCGAAAGCCAAGGACACAUGGGAAGAAAUCUUAAUGUCAACAGCAGACUAUCUACUGUCGUUGAAAACAAGUGCACCUACAGGUCAACUACUUUCCACCUCGCAACGUAAAACAUUUGUAAUUGG
Molecule: messenger RNA, 1694 nt
Organism: Paramuricea clavata
Lineage: Eukaryota; Metazoa; Cnidaria; Anthozoa; Malacalcyonacea; Plexauridae
Source: the annotation of a GenBank genome assembly